This is a messenger RNA of Ambispora gerdemannii, 1393 nucleotides long. The record is from the annotation of a GenBank genome assembly. NCBI's taxonomy places the organism in Eukaryota, Fungi, Glomeromycota, Glomeromycetes, Archaeosporales, Ambisporaceae.
AGACAAAAAAAACUUAGACUUAGAGCAAGAUGCUGAUUAUCGUGAACUCUCUUUUGCUUAUGAAAACAAUUAUUCCGAAAUAAAGAAUUUACCGGAGAGUGAAACUUUAGCCGAAGAGAUUGCUUAUGAAUAUCUUUUACUAGUGGCGAAAAGUUUACUCAGAAGCCCAGCCCAAACUCAGUCUAGUUUACCUUCUCCUACUCUGGAGCCAAUUAUUCUGGAAGAACCGCAACCGCUGAUUAGUUUUCCCGCUGGUCAAUUACCCAAAAAAAACACUCCCCAAGGAAUCGAUAAGUUCGGCAACACCAUUUUACCCCCAGAAACUCCCAUUCUCUCCCGCCAGCAAAGAAGGAAUGGACAACUGGAACAUUUUGAUGGCAAAUUUAUUUCUCCUCGCAAAGAUAAGAUCGAAGAUAUUUUGGAUGUUCGCUUAGGAGAAAUGGUGUUAACAUUAGAUGAAGAAAUUAAAUCCCUAAAGAAUGAAAUGGAAUUAGCUCGCCAGGAUAAAGACUCAUUUUUAGAACUAAGAUUACAAGAAUUACAAAAGAAAAUAAACACUUUACUUUUAAGUGGUGGAGCAGGAUUUUUAGUCGGUGGGGCUUUGGAUGAAGCUGAUAAAGAAACAAGAAAGGAAGCCAGAAAAGAUAAAUUAGCCGAGGCUCAAACUGAAAGUCAAAUUGCGGCUUUGGAAGCAGCCAAACGCGAAAGAGAAAAAAAACAAGAAGAACUUGACAGAGGGAAAGGAAAUGAAAAAAAGUUAGAGGAAUUAUUAGAAAACAUUGAGCAGAAACUACAAAAUCCUGACUUAAGAGCAGAUCAUGAAACUGAAGAAUAUCUUAACAAUCAGAAAAACUUCUAUACUACUCAACUUAAUGAUCAAAAGAAACUCAAUAAAAAAUUGCGAGAUGCACUAGAAGCUUCAGAAAAAGACAAAUAUUUUGAGACUGCUAAGAAAAGAGUAGAAAAUUUAGAAAAAAGCACUGAUUCUGACAGUUUAAAGGAGCCAAAUGGAAGCAAUCUUAGCAGUUAUUUCGAUGAGUUUGAACCAUUUCAAAAGAAACUAAUAGACAUAAGGAUAAAGUUUGGGCAAAAUGAGGAAAAUAGAUCUCAAAAAGAAGAAAUCAAACAAUCACAAGAGGAAGAACUUAGAAGUUGCCAAGAGAAAGUAAUUGAAUUAAACGAAAAAGAGAUUAGUGAAUUGAGUUUUGAAGAUUAUUUAACUGUUAAAAAUUUAAAGCAAAAAGUAGCAAGUUUAUUAAUAGAUAAAAACAAAGUAGAAGAGCCUUUUUUUAAAUUAAGAGUUGAAGAACUAAAGAAUUCAUUAGAAGGUUUGGAAAAUGAUUAUCAGAAUUUGUCAAAAGAACAAGUCACUGAUUUUCCAUGUGAAGAAUAA